Toxotes jaculatrix (banded archerfish) is the source of this 1399-nucleotide messenger RNA. RefSeq names its product zinc finger protein 519-like. The record is from RefSeq and is a predicted model, not a curated record. The transcript is spliced from 2 exons. The coding region runs from base 102 to 1109 and encodes 335 amino acids. NCBI's taxonomy places the organism in Eukaryota, Metazoa, Chordata, Actinopteri, Toxotidae. Gene Ontology annotation, cellular component: nucleus.
CCCAGGAGAAGAAGUCGGUUAGCUCUCAGUGACAACAGAGACAGAAUAGUACACAGUGUUUUUUUUCCCUUUGCUUUGCUUUGACCAGUCACCUGUGGAACAUGUGGAGACUCCAGAGUCUGAAGGUUUUUAUCAACCAGCGGCUGACUGCGGCAGUGGAGGAGGUAAUUGGCCGUUUGGAGAAAACGAUAACCGAGUAUGAAGAGGAGAUGGCGCACCGCCACCACAGGCUGUUGGAGACGGCGCUAAAACCCGAGGAGGAGCGGCAGAGAGCGGUGUUUUGUGCAGAUGUCCAGCAGCAGUUGGUGAUUAAAGAGGAGGCUCUUUCUGAGCAGCAGCAGCAGCAGCAGCAGCAGUGGAGCCCCAGCCUGGACCAGGAGGACCCACAGUGCCCACACAUUAAAGAGGAAAAAGAGGAUUUCUGGACCGAGGAGGUUAGGAGUCAGCUCACAGGACUGCACGAGGACCAUAUCACCAAGCUCCCAUCCACGCAUGUGCCUGUGAAGAGUGAGGAGAGGGAGAAAUCUCAGUCCUCACAGCUUCAUCAGAGACAAACUGAGGACUGCCAAGAGACAGAACCUACAGCCAGCAGCUCAACUGGACAGGUGAAAACAGAACCUGAUGGAGAGGACUAUGGAGGACCAGGACCAGACAGGAUCUUAGUAUCUGAUUUUAAAUUUGAAUCUGAAUCUGAUGGCAAGACCUCACACUCUUUUGAAGCCAGUGGCGAUGACUGGAAGGAGAUCAGGAAACCUCAGACGGAUUUAAAUACUGUGAAAAAUACGGUUCCUGUGAGUGAUAUGGGAUGCAGCACGGCCGUUAAAUCAUUCAGCUGCUCAAAAUGUGGGAAAAGAUUUGGCCAGAAGCACCAUCUGCAGACACACAUGAGGUGUCACACCGGGGAGAAGCCUUUCAGUUGCUCUCUCUGUGGUAAAAGAUUCACUCAGAAGGGAAACCUGACGCAGCACCUGACGGUCCACACGCGGGAGAAACCGUGCAGCUGUCCGGUUUGUGGGGAACGAUUUUCACAGAGAGGAAAUCUGACACAGCACAUGACAGUCCACACAAGAGAAAAGCUCUCUGACUGCACUGUGAUUCGAUUUGAAUAACACUCAUGACUGGUGUUACCUGAAUCCUUCUGCUCUGAUGUUUCAUGGAAUGACAGUGUUUGAACAUUACAGUGAGAUGACUGUACUUGCCUGUGUCAGGAAGCAGGGGGCGCUCCUUCACUGCUGUAGGGUGGAGGUGUGAACAAAACCAGCAGGGCUCUGCUCUGGAGGAGCAUUUCUCCUCUACAAUACUAUUCACAACAACCUCUCACACUCACCGUCACACACACACACACACACACCCUACAGAGAGAGAGAGCUGGGUUUACACUAGUGUAUCUCUUCAUCUG